Misgurnus anguillicaudatus (oriental weatherfish) is the source of this 5389-nucleotide messenger RNA. RefSeq names its product protein kinase N1b (gene pkn1b). Gene Ontology annotation, biological process: protein phosphorylation; signal transduction. The record is from RefSeq and is a predicted model, not a curated record. Lineage: Eukaryota; Metazoa; Chordata; Actinopteri; Cypriniformes; Cobitidae. Gene Ontology annotation, molecular function: small GTPase binding; protein serine/threonine kinase activity; ATP binding.
UUGCACAGCGGACACAUGACCGCGCUCCGGUGCGCGCUGGCGGCUGGAGCGCGCGUCAACGGAGCUCGAGAUCACAGGUGGAGGUUUGUGCGCUCGACGCUCGUCCAGGACAGACCAUCAUGACCCAAGCAGUUCAGGACGGGUUCUUAUCAUGACUGCAAGUUUGGAUGAUCCGGUCCGGUCCGGUUAUGGACUUUAUGGUGUAGUUUCGUUGCCGUGCGCAGAACUAAACCCGUGGAUUUGACUGCAUGUCGGGACUGAACGCAGUGGAUUAUCGUCUAAUGAGCGUAGUCAGUGGAUUUAUAUCGCGAUAUGAUGUUUCACUAGAGUGAAACUGAAUCGCUCUAGGUGAGAAGUAUCGUCAUCUCUUUCCUCUCACUGUUACCUGAGAUGGCGAUCAACAUCAGCAGCGGCACGCGAGAGUCAGACGGUCUAUCUGUUCUGGAGCAGCUGGGUCUGGACCAGAACUCAGAUUUUUCCGACACCAACGUGCAGCAGCGAUUGGACGAGCAGCGCGAGUGGAUUCGGAGGGAGAUACGUAAAGAGUUUAAGAUCAAAGCGGGUGCAGAUAACCUGCGGCGGGCCACCACAGACAAGCGUAACGCUCAGCAGGUGGACAGUCAGUUACGCAGCUCCUCGCGCAGACUGGAUUCACUUCACGCGCAGCUGCAGGAACUGGACGCUCACAUAGUGGUCAAAGGUCACGAUGACAGUAAAGAUGACCUUCAGUCUCCCAGGACAACAGGUCGCUCUUCUGCCAAUCAGGACCGGAUUAAGGCUCUGGAGCGACAGCUUAACAUUGAGCUGAAGGUUAAACAGGGGGCAGAGAACAUGAUCCCAAUCUAUGCCAAUGGAAAUACAAAGGAUAAGAAGCUGCUUCAGUCGGCUCAGCAGAUGUUGCAGGACAGUAAGAUGAAGAUUGACAUCAUUCGCAUGCAGAUCUGCAAAGCCAUGCAGGCCACAGAGCAGACAAACGAGUCUCACGGUAAAGAUGAUAUGUGCGGGGUGGAGCUCAGGAUCGAGGAGCUCUGGCAUCAUUACCGUGUGGAGCACGCCAUGGCCGAGGGUGCCAAAAACAUGUUGAGACUACUGGGAACUGGAAAAGCACAAGACAAGAAAGCCAUUGCUGAGGCUCAGAGUCGAUUAAGUGAAGCUUCUCAACGUUUGGAUCUUCUGCGAGUGUCGUUAGAGCAACGUUUGGUAGAUCUACCAGAAGAUCAUCCUAAAGCGUGUCUGAUCAAAGAGGAACUGGUGUUGUCAUCAUCUUCAGCGUUCAGUUCACGUCACAGCGCCCCCUACAUUCACAAUCAGUACAGCACUCUCAGCAGACCAUCACCUCUCACCGGAACGCUGCAGGUUCGAUUGUUAGGUUGUGUUGGGCUGCUGGACGUCGUCCCUGGCCGCAGUCGAGCAUCACCGGUGGUCUUACCGCACUUUAAUCCGGGAGACGGACGACCCUUUAAACUCACACUGAGCACCAGAAACAGCAGUUUUAGUCUGAAACUACCCAGCAAAACUGAAGAUCUAUCCUCGGAGGUGAGUGCUGUGUUAAAGCUGGAGAACUGUGUUGUUGGUCAGACGUGUUGGAAAGGUGUUGGAGAACUGACCUGGGAUCAAAGUUUCACUGUUGAGCUGGAAAGAUCCAGAGAGAUGGAGAUCGCAGUAUACUGGCGUGACUAUCGUUCACUCUGCGCGCUGAAAUAUCUCAAGCUGGAGGAGUUUCUGGACAAUCAGAGACACAAAAUACAGCUAGAGCUCGAACCUCAGGGACUGCUGCUGGCGGAGGUGAUGUUCUUUAAUCCAGUCAUAGAGAGAGGUCCACGUCUCCAGCGUCAGAGGAAGAUUUUCUCUAAACAGCAGGGUAAAGCGUUCAUGCGUGCAAAGCAGUUAAAUGUUGACAUGACCACAUGGGUUCGACUGCUGAAGAAUGCCAUUACCAUUAGCCCAUCAGCACACAACUACCCACAUCACCACAACACACACAACAGCAGUGCUGAUAUUUCAAUCCAGAAGAUUCAACUGGACGGUGAAUCUCCAGCAUCUGAGAGGAGGAGAAACAUCUCACAGAGGUUACACACGAUGGACAGUGUUUCAGAGACAGAUUCUGGCUCUCCUGAACCUCCAACACCUCAGAGGGCUGUCAGGAAAGCUUCCCAUAAUUCCCAGCGCAGGCCAGCGGGUUCAUCUCUGGGUCUUGAGGAUUUCCGACUGAUCGCUGUUUUGGGACGAGGACAUUUCGGCAAGGUGCUGCUGUCUGAAUACAAAAAGUCAGGAAAUCUGUAUGCCAUUAAAGCUCUGAAGAAAGGAGACAUUGUGGCACGGGAUGAGGUGGAAAGUUUGCUAUGUGAGAAGCGAAUCUUCGAGACGGUGAACAGCGCCAGGCAUCCGUUCCUGGUAAACCUGUUUGCGUGUUUUCAGACAUCAGAACAUGUGUGUUUCGUCAUGGAGUACACAGCAGGCGGUGAUCUGAUGAUGCACAUACACGCUGAUGUCUUCUCUGAACAACGAUCUGUGUUUUAUUCUGCAUGUGUAGUUUUGGGACUUCAGUUCCUUCAUGAUAAUAAGAUUGUGUAUAGAGAUCUGAAGCUUGACAAUCUCCUUGUGGACACUGAAGGUUAUGUAAAGAUCGCAGACUUUGGUCUCUGUAAGGAGGGAAUGGGUUUUGGGGACAGGACCAGCACUUUCUGUGGUACUCCAGAGUUUCUUGCUCCAGAGGUUUUGACUGACACAUCUUACACAAGAGCAGUUGAUUGGUGGGGUCUCGGUGUGCUCAUUUAUGAGAUGCUGGUUGGAGAGUCGCCAUUUCCAGGUGAUGAUGAGGAGGAAGUGUUUGACAGCAUUGUCAAUGAUGAAGUACGCUACCCAAGAUUUCUCUCCACCGAGGCCAUUGGCAUUAUGAGACGGUUGCUGAGGCGCAAUGCGGAGAAGCGACUGGGCUCCAGUGAGAAAGAUGCUGAGGACAUCAAGAAACAGCCGUUCUUUAGAAAUAUGGACUUUGAGGCUUUAUUGCAGAGGAAAGUUCCUCCUCCGUUCGUCCCGGCCGUGACAGGAAAAGAGGACGUCAGUAACUUUGAUGCAGAGUUUACAAAUGAAGCUCCGGCUCUGACGCCUCCUCGUGAAACGCGCAGCCUCACACGCAAAGACCAGGACCACUUUAAAGACUUUGACUACGUCUCUGACCUCUGUUAGGAUGUAGGGGAUACUAUGAGGCUGCUAGGUAUGAGAGAUUUGGACCUUUGUCUUGUCCUAACAUGGAUCUCUCACCCUGGUGACGUUUGACUUGUGGGCUUAGGACCUUCAGGGACGUCCUCCUGGUGGAAAAGAUCUGCUGAUAGAUGUGUUUUAAAUUGGACAUCAGGAAAGAUGGAGAUUUCAGGGUAAAGACUCUAACGGUCACUGUAGAAAGGAAAUUCAAUAAUCCAAAUAAUGUGAUGACUUAUGGUGUAUCGAAAUGCUGGCAGAAGAAAGUUUAUCAUUUCUUGUUUAGGGCAGAGGUAGCAUUUACCAAUGGUCCAAUCAGGGUCAGCCAUGACCCCAAUCAUUAGCAUCAUAGAUGAUAAAAACAAUGGCUGUGUUCAGAAUAAAAAAAAUGAUCAUUUGUGCCGCUGCAGUGACAGGUUUACGUUGUUCCCGCUUUUGUCUUUUAAACUUUGAAGCUCAACCAAACGUGUGUGUGUGCAAAAGAUGAUUCGCCUUAUAACGCUCACUUGUGAUUGGGUACAUGUUACUCUAAUCUAAGUAACAAACAAAAACAUGGGAAUGGUGGUGGCGAGUUGAAAAGUGCAAAGGACAGAGUCAUCUCUAUUUGAAAGUGUUGUUGCAUUUUUCUAAAAAGUUGCACGCCAGCAUUUUUGUGAAGUUUCAAAAUGCCUUCCAGGAAAAUGUUCUUCUAUAAAUAUAUAAACAUACAAAUAUAUCAUAUAACUCUAACCUUGCUUUCAAACAAACAAAACGGGAAUUUUUUUAUCCUUUCUUCAUUUGUUCUUUUUUUAUAACCUCUUAACUGUGGGCUCACACCAUAUGCGUUUGAGGCGUCAAAUUCGUGUCUAUCGUGCGUAAUUGGACGCUUGAACAUUUUGAGUGUACUGGCUUCAUUCGUGCAUAAAAAAGCCGUGCAUGAAAUUCUAGUCAUCGAGACAUUCACAUGGAAAUUUGCAUCAUGGGAGGGCCUUAUGCGACUCCGCUUGCUUCCUGUAAUCACGUCACUACUAGAGCAAGCUCCUGAUUAGUUAACGUGGCGCUUUUUUUCGCCCAAGUUUGCAUUUUUCAACUCGCGCGUUUCCUGUGGCAAUGCUCAAUUUGUGUCAUUUGCAUGAACUAGACGCGCGAAUGAGGUGCAAUCCGGUCUAGCACGCCACAUUAAACGCCUCAUUCGUGCCGCGAGACCUCCAGACGUGCGUCAACGCCUCUACUGCGGCUGGUGUGAACGCAGCAUUAAAUAUGGGUAGUUUUUUUCAAAAAGACCAAAUGUUGAGCAAAAAGAUGAAUUAAUUGCAUUUUUGUAAAGGAAUUUUGUUAGAGAUUCGAUUCAGAAUGAUUAUCAAAACAUAAACAGAGUUUAAACAUUUGUUAAAUUCGUUUUUGCUUCAGUUUUUAUAAAUUGGGUAAGAGCGCCAUCUAGUGGAUAAUAGCAGAAUUACAGAUUACCGUAAAAACUCGUCAGGAAAGCGUUAUUGGCAGGGAAAUGUUUUCUCUUAAUUGACGAGAUAACUUAUCAAUGGUGGGGAAAGAUUUAAUGUGUCGACUAAACGCUUUACACCCUAAAGAGCUUUCAACAGCGGUACAAGUUCAAAAAUAUAAAAUGUAAUAUAAAAUGAUUUGUUUUAUAAUUGACAUUUUUUGGGUGAUGUAAAAUAUUUUAUUAAUUUCUAUCCAAAAAGUUUUCCAAUCCUGCAUGUGAAUUUUUACAUUUUAAAAUACUUUCACAAGAUAAUGUGUACAUGCAGAAACACAGUAGUAUGUAGUAUAAAGCAUGUUAUUCUGAACACAGCCACUGACUGAAAUCAUCAGAAAUGGUAGUUAAAUAGUUUUAUAAUAUCUCAUCAUCAGAUUUUCUCUUUAUCUUUAUCUCUUUGUCUGCUUUACAGUGUACAGUGCUGUAAUACACACAUAUGACCACACAAGGGCCCUAGAGAGCCGUAAAAGCAGAAACAGAUUGUCGACAGGUUGUUUGUUUCAUUCAGAUUUAUGUAGCAUCUUUGUUGACUGACAUUGUGCUGGUGUUCAGCCAGGGAACGAACAAAUACAACAUAAAUAUAAUGUGAUCCGUCUGCCCACAUAUUAGUUUUGAGAGGAUUUCAGAAUCAUUACGUUCAUUAUAUAUCUGCUGCUUUGAUGUGACAGUCACCCAUAUGAUGUUUGUAAAUAAAAAUGUUUAAUCUCUGACAGA